Centropristis striata (black sea bass) is the source of this 1717-nucleotide messenger RNA. Its product is annotated as general transcriptional corepressor trfA-like. The transcript is spliced from 3 exons. NCBI's taxonomy places the organism in Eukaryota, Metazoa, Chordata, Actinopteri, Perciformes, Serranidae. The record is from RefSeq and is a predicted model, not a curated record. The coding region runs from base 80 to 1717 and encodes 545 amino acids.
UGAAAGACGACCUUCAAUUUGUGACUUUAAUUCAUCAGCGGCCAUUUUUCUGGAAGUAAGUCAAAAACCCUAACCCAAAAUGGACGGAAGAGGAGAUGGAGCACACAACGGUAGAAACCGCCGAGCAUUCCCACUUCAAUUUCUUCAUAGAGGAGAACGGCCACCAGCUGAUCAACUUCAUGCUGGAAUCAUUGCCUGGAUCGAAUUUCUCAUAAAUGCUGGACACGAGCGGCCUGCCCUUGAUAUGUUUGCAGAUUUGGUGCAGGAUCCUGAGAUCCCAGUUGUCGAUGUCCACAUAAUCAACGAUGAAGACCAGGACAAUGAAGACGACCAGGACCAUGAAGACGACCAGGACAAUGAAGACCAGGAUAAUUUAAAUCCAGACAUUGAAAAUCAGGUAAACAAUGACAAUGAGGAAAAUUCUGGCAACAAUGAAAACGUUGUCAACAAUGAUGGGAGCCAGAACGUCAAUGGAGAUGACAAUAUUGACAACGCUGACAAUCACAGUGUUGAUAAUAAUGAAAAUUCAGAAGAUGCUGGCACUAGUCCUGGGGUUGAGGCUGGCGCAGAAGAAGAUGAUCCCAUGCCUGGAUGUUCCAGGAAGAGGCCAAGAGAGGAGGAUGAAGAAAAUAGUGAAGAUAGUAGCAUCAAAAGAUGUAGAUGGUGGGAUGAAUUUGCUGACAGCAGCUCCGACAGUGACACUAGCAGCAUUGGCUCGGAUUUCAACAAGAAAGCUCUCAGUAGUCCAGUCAAAUUUACUGAGGUUGCUGAAAAAGACACUCAGCCUGGUCCAUCCAGGAAAAGGACAAGGAAGAGUACCAGAGAAGUGGAUGAAGAGGAUAUUGAAGAGAGUAGCAGCAAAAGAUUUAGAUGGUGUGAUGAGUUUGCUGGCAACAGCUCUGCCAAGGUUCCUGAAAAAGACCCUCAGCCUGGUCCAUCCAGGAAAAGGACAAGGAAGAGUACCAGAGAAGUGGAUGAAGAGGAUAUUGAAGAGAGUAGCAGCAAAAGAUUUAGAUGGUGUGAUGAGUUUGCUGGCAACAGCUCUGCCAAGGUUCCUGAAAAAGACCCUCAGCCUGGUCCAUCCAGGAAAAGGACAAGGAAGAGCACAAGAGAGGAGGCUGAAGAGAACACCGAAGAGAGUAGCAGCAAAAGAUUAAGAUGGUGUGAUGAGUUUGCUGGCAACAGCUCUGCCAAGGUUGCUAAAAAAGACCCUCAGCCUGGUCCAUCCAGGAAAAGGACAAGGAAGAGUACCAGAGAAGUGGAUGAAGAGGAUAUUGAAGAGAGUAGCAGCAAAAGAUUUAGAUGGUGGGGUGAGUUUUCUGGCAGCAGCUCUGACAGGGAUACUGACAGCAUUGACCAGGAUUUCUACAACAAAGCUCCAAGUAGUCCAGUCAAACUUGCGGAGGUUGCUGAAAGAGACCCUCAGCCAGCUCCAUCCAGGAAAAGGAAAAGGAAGAGCUUCAGAGAAGAUGAUGACAGCAGCAGCGAGAAAUCAAGACAGUUUUCUGAAAGUAACCCUGAAACUGUAAUUGUCACAACCAGCCACAGUCUUGCUCAAAGUCCUUGCAAAACUGAUGCAGCUAAAGAUGUAAGUGCUGCAGAAGAGACCAAAAAGGAGGAGGAGGAUCCACAGCCAGUGCGACUCAGGAAGAGAUCGAGGCAGGAGGAUGAGGAGGACGAUAGGAGAGGACGCAAACAAUUUAAACAUUCAGAUUAG